Messenger RNA from Thalassophryne amazonica, 886 nucleotides. It is a transcript of the gene crybb2, whose product is annotated as crystallin, beta B2. Lineage: Eukaryota; Metazoa; Chordata; Actinopteri; Batrachoidiformes; Batrachoididae. The record is from RefSeq and is a predicted model, not a curated record. Gene Ontology annotation, molecular function: structural constituent of eye lens. The coding region runs from base 107 to 733 and encodes 208 amino acids. The transcript is spliced from 6 exons. Gene Ontology annotation, biological process: lens development in camera-type eye; visual perception.
GGUGGAGUUUCCACCCCCGGCUGUCCACUAUAUAUUGAGCUCAACAUUCCACCCCAAGCACACUGGCACAUGCAGGUACCGUUUCACCCUCACCGAAUGGUUCACUAUGGCGUCGGACCACCAGAAGUCUGUAACCAAGCAGCAGCAGGCAGGCACCAGUGCGUUUAAGUUGAUAAACUAUGAGCAGGAAAACUUCCAAGGACGGUGUCAUGAGCUGACUGGUCCCUGUAACAACCUGCAGGAAGCCGGUGUGGAGAAAGUGGGCUCCAUCCUGGUGCUGUGUGGACCAUGGGUGGGCUACGAGCAGGCCCAGUGUAAGGGGGAGCAGUAUGUGUUUGAGAAGGGGGAGUAUCCUCGCUGGGACUCCUGGACCAACAGCAGACGCAGUGACACCAUCAUCGCCUUCCGCCCAGUUAAAGUGGACAGCCAGGAGCACAAAAUUGUCCUUUAUGAAAACCCAAACUUUGAAGGCAAGAAAAUCGAGAUCAUAGAUGACGACGUGCCCAGCUUUCACGCACACGGCUACCAGGAGAAGGUCUCCUCUGUUCGGGUUCAGAGUGGCACUUGGGUGGGCUAUCAGUAUCCCGGCUACAGGGGCUUCCAGUACCUGUUUGAGAAAGGUGACUAUAAGGACAACACUGAGUUCGGGGCCCAGGUUCCUCAGAUACAGUCGGUCCCGCGCAUCAGAGACAUGCAGUGGCACCAUAGGGGAGUGUUUCACCCCAUCAACUAAGCCAGCGACCCUUUCCUGUCUUGACCCCUGACCUCUGCACCCAUGCUGCACUCCCACCUCCUCCCCUGCAACGCCAAACUGCAUUUUGAUAUUUACUGCUCUUGCAGUUUCCAUGUUGGUUGAAACAAAUGAAUAAAUCCUGAUUGCUUCUAC